AUGAAGACUGUUAUAGUAAUCGUGGCCAUCUUCACAUUUGUCUUCCUCACAUGUACCGUGCUCUUUGGCGAUUCGCCGUCGUUGCGAAACACUCCGAUACAAAGAGUGAAGAAGUCGCUACUUAGGCAGUUACAGAACACCUCGAAGAGUUUCAGCGCCUUGGACCAGAAGUUGAGCGGGAAAUUGACGUGGAGUUUGGGCUGGAGUGUGCCUGUGUUCUAUCUCGCUGUGAUCAGCACCUGCUUGUACUUUUUUUUCACUGAGACGUACCCCAAGGUGCUACCUUCUCUGAUUGUCGAGUCUUGGGCUCAUACUUUCUAUAUAUAUGUUUCUAUAAGUAUUCUAUAUACCUCUACCAUGCUAGUGAUAUACUCAGAUCCUGGAAUUAUCAAAAACAGCACCGACGUGGCUCGUGCCUGUGCCCGUUCUCCCUACAAUGAGUUAAUAUUCUUCUCCGGAAACGAAUGCUCUACGUGCAAGUUGUUGAAGCCAGCCCGUUCUAAACACUGCUCUACAUGUGGGCACUGUGUGAUGGUUUUCGACCACCAUUGUAUUUGGCUAAACAAUUGCGUCGGAUAUUACAACUAUAGAUGGUUUAUGCUUUACUUGAUUGCCAACAUAAACUUCUUGUUCUAUGGUGGUAUACUAUCGUUUGCGGGAUUGAAAAAGGCAAGAGAGGAGUAUUCUGACAUUGGUUGGUGGAAAUUGAUCGUGAAAACCACCGAAGAAGUCAAAAUCACUGGAGUAUUUGUGAUAUUGUGCUUCCUAUUCGUAAUCAUUACCAGUGCCUUUACAUUACUUCACUUGAGGUACAUUUACCUUGGAGUGACCACCAACGAAGUAGAUAAGUGGUCCGAAUUGGAGUAUUUAGUAGAGUUAGGAACAUUGUUUAGGAUCGAUCAGCCAGAUGGAAAAUUUGUCGAACGAGGCAUGUACUUCGAUAAGACUAACAAUAAGUAUAUUCAGGCAUUUAUUUCUUUGAAUGAUGAGAAGGUGCUAUUUACAGAAGACGAUAAGAAUUUCCCAAAACUUAAGAAAGUCGAGUCUGUAGAACGGGAUUUGGAUAAUAUAUAUGAUAGAGGGUUUAUAGAGAACUUGGCGGACAGAUUAUGUGUAAAUCGUUGA
Messenger RNA from Dujonia railenensis, 1125 nucleotides. NCBI's taxonomy places the organism in Eukaryota, Fungi, Ascomycota, Pichiomycetes, Serinales, Debaryomycetaceae. The record is from the annotation of a GenBank genome assembly.